GGGAGCUCUGUGCGCCACGGCGGCUCCGCUCGGCUCCGAUCAGUCCGGCUCUGCGCUCCGGGAUGUCGGCCGUCAAGGCUCUGCAGCAGUGGUGCCGGGUCCAGUGUGAAGGAUACCGGGAUGUGUCCAUCACCAACAUGACCACGUCCUUCAGGGACGGCCUGGCUUUCUGCGCCCUCAUCCACAAGCACAGAUCCGAUCUCAUCAAUUUUGAUUCUCUGAAGAAGGAAAAUGUCUACGAGAACAACAAGCUGGCGUUCAGUGUUGCAGAGGAGCAACUGGGAAUUCCAGCGCUGUUGGAUGCAGAGGACAUGGUGGCUCUUAAGGUUCCAGACCGCCUCAGCAUCCUGACGUAUGUCUCGCAGUACUACAACUACUUCCAUGGACGCUCCCCGAUUGGAGGUAUGGGAGGUAUAAAGCGUCCAGCCGACGCUCCCACCGAUGAGCCGUCUGGGAAGAAGAACCAGGCGGUGACGGCUAAGGUGUUCCCCUCUUCUAAGCCCGCCAGAGAGAACAGCCCUCCCCCCUCCUCCAACAUCACAAGGCCCGCUCCUUCCCCAAAACAAACCCGAAGUACAACAAAGGAUGUUCUGGUGGAUAAAUCCCACCAGGCCGGCACGCUGAGUAACAAAUGUGUGUUCUGUAACAAGCAUGUUCACCUGGUGCAGCGACAUCUAGUGGACGGGAAGCUCUAUCACAGGAGCUGUGCAAAGUCACUGUCACCUGCAAAUGCACCUCUUUGGAGUUUACCCACAAACACCCCUGUUUCCAAAUUCACUCCUCCACCAGACUCCAGUAAAACCAGUACACCUGCUCCAGCUCAUACACCCUCCAGACUGGGACCGUCAUGGCUGACAGACAAGCCCAGCUCUCCUCCCAGCGUCUCCAGCACUUUUUCUACUUCGUCUCCUUCCCGAUCUGCAUCAGGUCUCUCUCCCGCUGCUAAAGAAAGUCCGACAGCCGUGGUGUCCAAACCCGCAGCUUCUCAUGACGUCACUACGACCACCUCCAUCAGCAGCAGGCCCACUCCUACCCCUCGAACCUCCACCACUGCCGCCAAGACACACCAGUCCAAGCUCAAGUUCCUCCAGUCAGACAACACCACUAACAAGGAAGAGAAAAAGACCUCAAGCGUCAACAUGGACAUAAAUAAAGGUCAGAGUGCGGGUGCUAAGACACAGGAUGCCAAAGCAGGAAAGGCUGUUACUGUGGUUGUAAAUGUUGGUGCCACUGGGAAAAAAGAGGUAAAUGUGAGCUCGGAUAAAGGCGGGGAUAAAGCUAAAGCAAGUAAUGUUGGUGGGAAGCUGAGUUCAAAACAAGAAGACAGUGAGAGCAACAAGGAAAAAGCAUCAGCAGCGGCCUUCAUCUCCAAGAAACUGGCUGAGGAGAACAACAAUAACAACAGUAAGCCAUCGUGGUCGACUGUAGCUCUGAAGAAAGUUGAAAAGCCUCAGGCUCCAGUGGAGACGCCUAAGAGGGAGACGGAGGGUGUCAGAGGGAGGGUGAGGCUGAAAGCAGAUCGGUCAAUCCUCGAUGACUUGGGUUCUCUAGACCCGCCGAAACCUGCUCCCAGUCCGGCCAGCAAGGGUGGACUCAGAACCAGGACUCCAGAUAGAGGAGAAUCAAAGCCUUCCAGUACAUCACCCAACACCUCAGCAUCAGAAAAUGAGUCUCCUGCAGACUGGAGGUCGAUGCUCAAGCCUGUCUCCAAAGCAUCCAAACCUGCUGGUCCUUCACAGUCGUCCACUAAACCAUGUCCUAAUGGAGCUGGAAAGACUUCAGAGCUCUCUGUUGGGCCUUCAUCGUCCUCCUCUCAUCUUCCCACCCCAAGCAUUUGUGUCACUCCAGCAGCAUCAAAGGGAGUUCAAAAUGGUCAGAAAGAACAACCUGCAAACGGUAUCAAGUCAGAGCUGAAGCCUUCCAAGACGAAGCCAGACUACAUUCCCAAAGAGGACAUCAUAAAGGAGCUUAAGGACAUUGAAGAUAACUUGAACGAGCUGGAGAAGAGAGGAGUCGAGCUGGAGGUGAAGCUGCGCCGCAGCGAGGAAGAGGGUGACGAUGACUCUCUCAUGGAUGAGCUCAUGGUUGAGUGGUUCAACUUGAUCAGGAACAAGCAGGUGGCCAUACGCCGGGAGUCUGAACUGGUCUACGUUGGAAGAACUCAGGACCUGGAGGAACAGCAGCCCAGUGUUGAGCAGGAGCUCAGGAGACUGAUGGAGAAACCAGAACAUCUGAAAACAGCCUGGGACAAAAAGAAAGAAAAGCAGCUGAUGGACAAACUGGUGGAGAUUGUCAACGACAGAAACGCUAUUAUAGACGGCCUGGACGAGGACAGACUCAGGGAGGAAGAGGAGGACGAGCAGCUAAACAAGAUGAUGAUGAAUUUCAACAUCAAAAAGGACAAACCAAAGAAAAAGUCUCCGAUGUCCAAACUCUUCGGCUGGGGAGGCAAGAAGGAAGGAUGAUGCUCGGCGAAACACACGCCGCCGUUUCUUGUCUUUGAUGUUUCUGCUGCUUAACGUCAGUGUGCUCAGCCUGUGAUUCAUGGGAUAACAUGGGUGCUGCUUGUACAUGUGUGGUCUGUCAUCCUCAGCACUUCUUGAAAAAUGCCCUUCCCUCUGUCGACUGCGUCACUCAAGAUCUGACGUUACUCUUGCCUGCCGGCGUAAAAAACAACCCCACACACACACACACACACACAGGAUGUUGAGGGGUUAAUGACUCACCAGUCGUGAUGUGAUUGGGUUCAGUGCUCCAGUUGUUAGUUUUAAUCCCCUUCUAGUCUUAAUCUGUCGACUUAACGCUCACACACACACACUCUUGCUGUCUCCUUACAUCGUCUUACUUGCGCAACUCAUUGAAAUGUUGGUUGUGUACAGUAAGACUGAUGCUAAUAGGCGUUAAAGAGCGAGAUUCAUUACAGAGGUCAGACAGCUGUCUCCUGCUCAUGUGUUCGUUCAGACUACAAACCACUUGUGACCGAACUGUCAGCAACAUCAGGGUCAGCGUCUGUGUGACCUCCUCCUCGUUGUUGUUGUUGUUGUGCAUUUAUCUUCCAGCUACUUUCUACUGUACAGAGUAAACGCAGCAUUCAGAUGUUUUUCUUGGACAAUAAGUCGGCGCACUGCCCCUCUUUACUGUAUAUAAUGGCAUCUGGUAGACUAGUGGUUCCUAUCAAAGGUCAUCAGAUGGCUGAGCACAUUUCUACUCAACAAAAAAAUGCUUUUUUUCCCCCCAGAAUUGUUUUCGUCUUAAAUGAGAAAUAAGAGCCAUACGAGAAACAAACACUAUUUGGGGGAGCUCUCAUAACCUGUACAUAACUAUGCAGUCUGUGAUAAAGGCUGCUUGUAGCUUUCUUACUAAAAAUCAGUGAGAUUUAUAUAUUUCAUGAGCUUUCCAGCUACCCUUACAAUAAUUCCAUUGAUUUUCGAUGCUAACGGCCUGAUAUUCUGGUCUUUCUUCCUCCUGUGGAUUUGUUUUUUUUUUAGCUUUCUAUUCAAUGGAUUUCAAGAGAAUGUUUGAUUUUUAUUUUUUUUUUGUGGCAGACUGGAGGAAAAGAAUGAAUCUGCUUUGUGUCAUGUGACUCUUAAGUCUCAGUGUUUGGUUGACUUGCUGCUUGUGUUGGGAAUGCUAAUAGUGGUCCACAUUGGACCUGGAUUUGUACUUGUUUUUUAUAAUUUCUCAGCUGAUUUAACUGAAUAGUGUUUGUCAUAAUUAGAUAUUAUAUGUGUUCAAGAGGCACUGAGGCAACUUUUGUGUGCUGUGACCAAACUGCUCACUUUUAACAGAACUCGUAGAUAAAUUUGACGUGUAUAAAUGUUCUCAUCCCCUCUGUGGUACUUAACAGUCUGACUCUUAAAUGGAGAAACUGUCCUGGAUUUUAGAUAAAUAACUGUAGUAAAUUUAUUGAGUUCUAAUAAAAAGAUGGCAACAAA
Molecule: messenger RNA, 3935 nt
Organism: Stegastes partitus (bicolor damselfish)
Lineage: Eukaryota; Metazoa; Chordata; Actinopteri; Pomacentridae
Product: MICAL-like protein 2
Exons: 16
Coding region: 63-2465 (800 amino acids)
Molecular function (GO): protein binding
Source: RefSeq, a predicted model, not a curated record